Messenger RNA from Fukomys damarensis (Damara mole-rat), 4202 nucleotides. RefSeq names its product transmembrane p24 trafficking protein family member 8 (gene Tmed8). The record is from RefSeq and is a predicted model, not a curated record. The transcript is spliced from 6 exons. Lineage: Eukaryota; Metazoa; Chordata; Mammalia; Rodentia; Bathyergidae. Bases 435 to 1223 code for a protein of 262 amino acids.
ACAACCUCGGCCCUGGGAGCGCUCGAACUUGUUUUCUGUGCCUUUUCGAAAUGUCUCGGUUCCUGUCCUGCUUCCUUUCUCUGAUACGCCCAGAUGGUCGUGACAAGGUUCUGCCCAGCUUCAGCCGGGUUCACGUCUCAUCUCGGUUAGCUGACCACACCUCGGCUGCGCCCUGGCCUCACUGACCCUGCUUCAGGCUCUCCACUGACCCCCACCUCCCCACCACCACCCGGCCCCCGGCCCCGGAUUGGCAGCAUCGCCUUACUCUGCUAGAGCCCGCUUCGCCUUGUCCUCCCAGCACCUAGGCCCUGUAGCUCGCGCCAUCCUCUCCAUCUCCUAGAUCGGAGGAUGGAGAUCUAGAAAACACCAAGUCCACCUCUUCAUUGGCUUCUGCCUCUGAUCCAGCACCCCAUUCCUCACCUCCCAGGCCACAGAUGGUAUCUCCAGGGAGUAAGGAUGCCACGGAAGAUAUACGCAAAGCAGCUGGUACCUUGGAAAAUCAGGCUUUGGUGGAACAGGAUUUACUGCCUGCAGACCAGGCCCAGGUCCUCAACAAGUGUUCUAUUAUGCAGAUGGCCAAAUACCAAGUUCCAAAAAGAUCUGGGGACAUCAUUAUGAUCCAGUCUGAGCAUACAGGAACUAUAGAUGUUCUUUCCUCUGAUUUGGAAUCUGCAGAUCUUCUGGGGGACCACAGAAAAGUCUCCCCACCUCUGAUGGCUCCUCCCUGCAUCUGGACCUUUGCUAAGGUGAAGGAAUUCAAAAGCAAGCUGGGCAAAGAGAAGAAUAGCCGUCUGGUGGUGAAGCGGGGUGAGGUGGUGACCAUCCGGGUACCCACCCAUCCAGAGGGGAAGCGUGUCUGCUGGGAGUUUGCAACCGAUGACUAUGACAUUGGCUUUGGAGUUUAUUUUGACUGGACCCCAGUAACCAGCACUGACAUAACCGUGCAGGUCAGUGAGUCCAGUGAGGAUGAAGAGGAAGAAGAAGAUGACGAGGAGGAGAUUGAAGAACCUGUCCCUGUGGGAGAUGUGGAGAGAGGUUCCAGGAGCUCCCUGCGAGGUCGCUAUGGGGAAGUCAUGCCUGUGUACCGGCGGGACAGCCACCGAGAUGUGCAGGCUGGCAGCCAUGACUACCCUGGUGAGGGCAUCUACCUGCUCAAGUUUGACAACUCCUACUCCCUGCUGCGCAACAAGACUCUCUACUUCCACAUCUACUACACUAGCUGAAGGACACUGGGACAGGGGCAGGCCAUGUUUGCUGGCUGCAGCAGGCUACGAGCUGGUGCCUCUUGUUUUGGAUUGGCAAGAGCUGAAAGUGUGUGAGGCUCCUGGGCCUCCUGCCCUGCCUGGCAUGCCUGACUUUUGGCCUCACGUAGCCUUUUCCCCUUCUUGGCUUCUGCAGUUGGUGGUGUAGAGUACCCCUGUUCUGUGGUCCCCGACUCAUGCUCUUGUUGCUUCAAAUUCCAGCAAAAUCCCUCUCUGAAGGCACCUACCAGGCAAAAGCCUGAAGGGAAGUAGAAUGUUAUCUUUUUAAAAUAGAUUUAUGUCGGUGCAAGGCUUAUCAUUCAGAUUGCUGCUUGCUCGUGUAACACCAGUGCAUUUGGUGGCACCCACCCUCUUUACUUUUUGAGGUGCCAGAAGAGGGUAAAGCACAUUGUCCACGAGGGAGCCCAGCAUCUUGGGUAGAGAGAGCUCUAUCCAGCUUCUCACCACUGCCAUAUUCCUGCCUGCCGGGUUUUCUUGGUCUCUGGAACAGUCUGGGAGACCUCACUGCCUUGGACGGAUAUUAUUAUUCGUGGUAGUUAGACUCCUUUUCUUUUCUUUUUCUUAAGUCUGUGUUUUUGCCAUACAGCAAGAACUUUCAUGCAAUCUAAAGUAGUAUCAGCGUAACCUAAGAUCUUCUGGGAAGAAAAUUGGCUUCUGUCACUUCUUAUUUCAAGAACUCUUUUUUUUUACCAAGGGUACCAGAAGUUAAAUGCAGAAAGGGUGGAGAUUAGGUACUGAAUUGAUGUCAGAACCUACCCCUUUGAAAGUCGUGUUAAUUUUUGAAAUAUAUAUAAUUAAGGUAGGAAUGAUAUUAUUUCAAAGAAAAGCUUAAAAAAAAAACCACUCCAGAUACCCCACUGUUUUUUUUCCCUCCCAUCUCUAUGGUGGGAGUGUUAUUUAGAAAUUUUGCUUUAGAACCAAAUUCAGUGCAACCCAAUUAGGUUUCCAAAGUUUCUGGACUUAGGAUUUUUGCAUUGUGGCUUAAAGUUUUUGGUGUUCAGAGACCCUAAGGAAGGUGAUAAUGAGACAUCACUUUACUGCUGAUUGUAUGUGUUCUUUACCUGACCAAAGCUUGCAUUUCCCUGGUGAAAGCCUUUCUUACUCUGUUCACUCUGAGGCUCAGGAGCACCAGGGAGUGCAGCUGGUGCCAGGGCCUCAGGUGGAGAAGGAGCACCAGGUGAGGUGAGGCCCUCGGCAGUCGAUUGUACCUCCUUGUUUCUUAUUCCUCUGUUAAGUCUGUUACUCCUUUCCAGUUUUGAAUAAUUAGAUUUAUUUAUUCCUUUCCUUAUUUAUUUUAGCAUAUUUCAUUUUGCCUUUGAAUCCAUUUCCAUCUGUUUCUCAGAAGGCUUCCCAUCUGCUCUGAGCCAGAGGCCACUGCCUUUUCAGAGUUAAAAUGAUGACUGUAGGCGAAUGUGGGAAGCCACUAAGUUCAUUCCUGCAGGUCAGUCCUGUGAGACCUUGGAAGGAGUCUGGCCCUUCAGACAUGGACAACUCUAGCCUACCCUGUAUUUAGGUACAGCCCAGACUCUCUGUGAGGAAUUCUAAGUGGUGAGGGAAUCCACGCAUUUGCUGGGAUCUGAGCGCAGAGGAACUGACCGGCCGAUCAGUGACUAGCUAAUCACUAUGAUUCUGGGAUUGUGUAGUCCUUCGCCUCCUCUGACUCCUGUCCUGGGUAGUCUCCUUCAGCUCAUGCCUUCAUUAUAUGGAUGCCUCACUUCGUCCUCCCCGUAAAGCAGUCACUGUAAGAGCAGGACUCCCUCAAUAGUUGGGUCGUAGCAUAUUGUCAGGAACAAGGGGCAAUACAUCCUGACCCCUGUCCCCCGGAAGCAAAGCCCUGAGAAGGAUAGCGUGUUGUGGAUGGCCUUAGCAUUCCUAUUCUCCCAGCAGCAUCACACUUCCAUUAUUUAAUCAUCGCAGAUGUAUUUUUUUGUUGUUGUUUGUUUGGUUUGGUUUGGUUUUUUUGCGGUACUGGGGAUAGAACUCAGGACCUUGUGCUUGCAAGGCAAGCGCAGCAGCUCUGAGCUACAUCCCCCGCCCUAUAGAUGUAUUUUGUAGAUUACACUGGCCAAAAUUUAUGUACGUUGUAAUAAAUUAUUUGAGGGACUGUUUGUGCAGUGAAAAGCAGAUUUGUUCUGCAUCACCUCAUCAGAUAGCUGGGUGAACUCUCUUUCAUCACCGAAGUUGAAUCAUGCCUUAGGUAAUUGAAUAGAAUCUUUGUUAAAUAAUUUUCUACUGAGCUGUUUUCUAGUCAGCAAAAGCCUCGCUUAUUUUUCCUAUUUAUUAUUAACUUCUGACUUUCUUUCCAAAUGGAGCUAUCAGGUCAGACAUAGUAAGCUCCCAAGGAUAAUACGUAUUAAUUUUUACUUUCACCAUGGAAUUGUCUUUGCUUAUUUUCUUUUGAAUCCUAUUUUUGUUGCAUCAGGGAAGCUAAAGACUUGUUCUCAUCACUGUCAUGUGCCUUGUACUCUCUGGCCCCUUUUGAAGUCCUGGGCAUUGUUACAUUAUAUUCCUUACUGUUUUUUUCUCAGUGGGGUUUCUUUGUUCCAGUAGCACAAAAUAGCUUGAAGAAGAUAUUUUCACUGUUGAAUGGAUUCAUUGUUCUCAUACUAAAUUUCUAAAAUAAUUGAACUUUAGGAACAAACUAUUAUUUACUGAAGCACAGGUAAUUACUGAGAACUCAUGGCCCAGCAAAUUCUAGAGGUUGUCGCUCCCUUGGUCCCUUCCUAUUCAAGUUUAUAGAACCAAUAAUGAAAAAUCAUUUGCCUUCAUGCUCACUCUGUUCCCUAGAGUACAAAUAAAUAUUAAACAGUUAAAGAAAUCGCUUCAUAGUAUGGCAGAGAUUGGAAUUCUCUACACAGAGCGGCUGGGUUCUUAAAUUUCUUUACUUUGUUUCAUUUUGCUGCUUUGUUGAGAGAUGAAACUUUUAGAAAAGAAAACUUG